AAAUUGCUAAUUAGACUUUUAAAAUCGUUCAAUUCUAAGUUUUCCUGUUCAUGAAUAAAUUAUUUUGUAAUCUGAUAAAUUACAAAAAUAUUCAGUCUUGUAUUCUACCAUUGUUCGUCAAAGCAAAUAUUUCACACGAUAUUUGCUUAUCCACUGUGACUUUUGUAGAAUUGUCCAAAAUUGAACAUCAAAGAAUAUUUCAUAUAUGCAGAAAAAUAGGAAUCAUGUCGAAGAACGAACAGGAAAGGCCCAGUAAGAGUAUUGAGGGCAACAACGAAGAAGCUAAGAAGAGCAACAAAACCUCUAAGAAAAAGAAAAUAAGUCUCACAACGUCACUUCGAUCUUAUGAUGGUCCAGUUAAAUCUUUUAUAAGAGCUGUUCAACGUGGUUCACCAACGACAACCACAUUUAUUGAGGAGAGGGAACUAAUCGAGCUGAAUAUAAUGGAGAGGGAUGAUUCUCAAAGAAAUGCCUUUCAUUAUGCUGUAUCGAAGCCAAAUACAUUAAAAGAUCUUCUAAAAGUAUUUGAAAAUACUAUGGACAUUGGCGAAGCUUUACGACAAGCGGACAAGGCAGGAGAGCUCCCAAUCCAUCGGGCAGCCGUACUGGGAAUCAUUGAGUCUUUAGAAAUGCUUUGUACAUAUGACGAUACGUUGCUGUGGUUGAGAACGACGAGAAGAAAUGAAUCUGUACUUCAUUCAGCUGUGAAAUCAAAGUCCCUCCUUGUUGUAAAAUAUGUUCUUACGUAUUUUCAUAAGGAAGAUCCUCAAUUCGUCAAUGCUGUUGACAAUAUGCUUCAAUCGCCAGUUCAUUACGCAGCUGCAUUUAAGCAAUCUAAUGUCUUGGAACUUUUGUUAUCGAACGGAUGUGAUUCUACAUUGAUAGACACCAAUGAUCAGAUACCACUGCACAUUGCCUGCAGUAAAGGAAUUCUAAAAAAUGUCCAGCUACUUGUGCAAGAUCAUCCUGAUAGCAUCGAUGUUGUUGAUUAUCUUGCCCAAACACCUUUGAUACUUGCCGCUAAAUAUGGCUUUCCAAAUGUGGUUUCGUAUUUACUUGGUAUGAAAGCCAGUUGUGCUCUGAAAGACAAAACCAAUUUUACUGCAUUUGAUUGGGCUUUGCAACGUAAUCUGCCUGAUGUUGUGCAAUGCUUUCUUAAUACAUCCAACUGGAAAAAGAUUUUGAAAGAGUCCGAAAAUGGUCCAGAAAGCUCUCUGUGUGCUAUGAUCACCGGUAUGCCAGAGACGGCCAAGUUGCUGUUGGAUAAAUGUAUUGAAACGAAAGAAUGCGAUAGUGGUGGUUGCAUCACAAUUUAUGAUUUCUUUUGUCUUGAAUCAAAAGACCGUAACUGUUCGGGUCCGAGGUUUGCAGCCUUACAACGAAUGACAAUAGAACCUUGCGAGAUUUGCCUACGCCAUCCAGUUUCAAAGAAAUAUGUUGAUGUAAAGUGGGGGAGACGUGGUUUUAAAUGUGUCGCUACCAUAUUGUUGUUAACUCUGAUUUUCCACAUAUCACUCCUACUUUAUACUUCCUUCGUCGUCGGCGUGGUCGACUCACGCAGAUUAACUCACUGGACAGGAGGCAAAAACAUGACGAUUACAGAAAUGGAGCGGGACAAUCGAGCACCCAAUUCGUCAGGUUUGGUGGUUCUUCGAGUUGUUAUGCUGCUAAUAGCAUUUUUUUCAUCAAUAAAAGAGAGUAUUCAGAUUAUUGCGGAGCGUUUGAGAUAUUUCAGGGACAUUUAUCAUUGGUACAGACUUGCCCAAAUUAUUUGUGUGACUGUGUAUUUGCUUCAUUCCAGUCAUAAUCUGGCUCCCACACAAAUUGGAUUUGGUGCAGUCACGUGUUUGUUGUCAUGGGUUAACGUCAUCCAGUUUUUGAAGCUUACCCCUAUGUUUGGGAUAUACGUCAUUGUUGUGGAAAAAGUGUUCUGGACUCUCGUCAAGAUGUUUGCUGUGAUUACUGUAUAUGUACUGAUGUUCUCCACGACAUUUUACAUCCUCCUCACAGAACACUCCGUAUUUAGAAACAUGUACAUAUCGUUCUUCUCGACAUUCAUUGCUAUGAUGAACGGCUUGGAUUACGAUGAAUAUUUCUUAAAAAAGGGAAUGUAUCCUCAGUUAUUUCACCUUAAACUCUUUGUUCUUCUCUUGUUUUUCUUGGCAUUGUCCAUCGUGGUUCAAAAUGUACUUAUUGGCUUAGCUGUUGGUGAUACACACGAAGUAAUGAAAUUGGCAAGCUUUGAUAAAUUUGUUAGACGUGCAAAGUUUGUUAUCAGACUUGAGAGAGCAUUGAAUAAAAUACCGUGCUUUCGUUCCGAAGAAGAUGCAACUUGCACUUAUUUUUCUAAGGGAAAAAAGAAUUUGCGCCAGACCUUGUUUGAUCAAUUAAUUUAUUUCGACACCGAGAUGGACGAAGUUGAUCACGGAGAUGAAGAUACUUAUCAUGAUCAUGAAUUUGAGGUGACGUUAGAGGAUCAUAUUGAGAAUGCGGUUGAAAUGAAAAUAGAUAAUCUUCGUUCUUCAUUAUUGGAUGAAGUGAAAGCAAUGAAAUGUGACUUGAAUGAUAAAAUAGAAGCAAAAAUUGAUAAACUUUUGCAGAAGUUUGAAGAAGAGCGUUGAAUAUUUUAUGAAUAAAUGAAUAUUUUAUGUCCAA
Molecule: messenger RNA, 2655 nt
Organism: Xenia sp. Carnegie-2017
Lineage: Eukaryota; Metazoa; Cnidaria; Anthozoa; Malacalcyonacea; Xeniidae
Product: transient receptor potential cation channel subfamily A member 1-like
Exons: 12
Coding region: 51-2621 (856 amino acids)
Molecular function (GO): protein binding
Source: RefSeq, a predicted model, not a curated record